Messenger RNA from Fibroporia radiculosa, 414 nucleotides. RefSeq lists its product as uncharacterized. The transcript has 3 exons. Lineage: Eukaryota; Fungi; Basidiomycota; Agaricomycetes; Polyporales; Fibroporiaceae. The record is from RefSeq and is a predicted model, not a curated record. Bases 1 to 414 code for a protein of 137 amino acids.
AUGAAGGCGGUGGGUAACGCGGUGGGUAACGCGGCCAAGGUCUGCACAAACGCCGUCAAUAGUUGCAUAGAAGCGGGCCAGGAGGCCGCCUAUGUGGCUCACUUGGCCGGCCAGGUCGCCGGGCCGCUAUGGAAGGGUGCGCAGAUGGCAUUCAACCCUGACAACACUCCAGGGGUGCUGGGCAUGGCGAAGACCGUGGUGAACGGCGCACGAGUGAUGCAUCUCGCGUCCGAGGAUCGGUGGGACGAAUUGCACCGGAAGUUCGGUCAUGGGCCUACUUUCGAUUUGGAUGGAGGAGAAAAGGCGCGUCAACAUCCCAAGCGUGCGGCGGGACAGGACACUCUGCGGGCCCGUGCAGAAAUACUGAGCCGGCUUCUAGCUCGUCAGUUACUCGAAGAUGCUUAUUUGGACUGA